UAAUGCCGAGGUGCAUAGUCACAACCCAUGAGUAGCAGCUGUUGUCGACUAACUGAGCUCUGUGAUCAGGACAUCGAGCUGAGACGAGGUGAGGAGCUCGGAAAGGUUGAACCUCAGAGAUCUACAACACCGGUGGAUACCUCAACUCAUUCUAAUAAUCAAAUGUCUCAGAUGACUCAAUCUCAAUGAUUUGACUGAUUAAUGAAGAGGGGAGUGUUCAACUUACUACUUGCUGUGCAGACUGAGGAAUGGAGGGGAACCAGUUUAAGGGAGUCACAGUCAAAACCAGGAAAAUAAAGCCCUAUUGUACUAAUGACACAUGAACGCCUCUCCCUCAGAUAAGGCAUGGCAGCCUGCGAGGAUACAGAGGGCAUUCUGACGCCUGUGGAUUUUAUCCAGCUGCAGGAAUACAUGGAAGACAGCAAUUUGAGGGUUAAAGAUGUGAUCAAGGAGUUUCAGAGUGGGGGUCGGCUGGCCCAGCACGGGAUUGGAGAGGGUGUGACCGCAGAAGGGUUCUGCCUCUUCCUCAAAACCUACCUGGAGGUUGACGACUUUCCUGACGAUUUUUGCCAGCGCCUUUUCCGCUACUUCCAAUGUGUGGAGCAGGAUGGCUCGACGGCAAGACCCCAGGCCAAGGAUGUGGUGUUUCUCCGUGAUGUGUCCUGUUACUUCUCAGUGCUGGAGGAAGGGCAGCCGCGGGAGAAGCUGGAAUUUACUUUCAAACUUUAUGACAAAGAUGGUAAUGGCCUCCUGGAUAGCGCGGAAGUGGAUCGGAUCAUCAACCAGAUGAUGCGAGCAGCGGAUUACCUGGGCUGGGAUGUUGCUGAGCUCCGAUCUGUGCUGAAGGAUAUGAUGACGGCGAUCGAUGUGGAUGACAGUGGCACAGUCACACUGGAAGAAUGGCUGAAAGGAGGCAUGAACAAUGUGCCUUUACUAGUUCUGCUUGGACUGAAGGUGCCGGAGAAGGAUGGACAGCAUAACUGGAGAAUGAAGAAUUUUAAAAAACCAGCCUACUGCUGUGUUUGUCAGAGCAUGCUACUUGGACUCAGGAAGCAGGGGCUCUGCUGUAACUGUUGCAAGUAUACUGUCCAUAGUCAGUGUUCCAACAAGAAUCCUGAACCCUGUGCGCCAACUUUCGUCAAAGCUAAACAACAGCUUAGGGUACCAUCUCACGACUGGGUCCGAACCGACCGCAGCGCCCCCAAAUGUCAAGUUUGCCAAAAGAAGAUUAAAACUUUAGCCGGACGGCGUUGUGUGUGGUGUCAAGAAAUGCGCCAUGAUGAGUGCAUCUUCUCUGCAUUGUCGACCUGCGACUGUGGACCACUCAAAGAUCAUAUACUCCCUCCAUGGGCCAUAUAUGCUGACUCCAAGGAGAAAGACACCAGCCUGUUGAACAUCACUCCUGAUGGCCACAUUUUACAGGUUGUUGCCGUUCCUGACACUCGCCCGCUGCUGGUGUUUGUAAACCCAAAAAGUGGAGGAAAGCAGGGUGAACGAGUUCUCAGCAUGUUUCAGUACCUGCUGAACCCGCGUCAAGUGUACAACCUAUCAAAUGGAGGCCCCGGCCCGGGGCUACAUUUCUUCCGUAAUCUGCGUGACUACAGGAUCUUGGCAUGUGGGGGAGACGGCACGGUUGGGUGGCUCCUGGAUGCCAUAGACAAAGCUAAUCUCCAGGUGCACCCUCAAGUGGCUAUCCUGCCCUUGGGUACCGGGAAUGACUUGGCUCGCUGUCUGCGCUGGGGAGGAGGCUAUGAUGGGUCUGACUUGAGAGAGAUCCUCAAGGACAUAGAGGAAAGUGAGCUCAUCCACAUGGACCGUUGGAACAUUCAGGUGAUCCCAAAUGAUCCGAAUCAAACUGGAGACCCGGCGCCCAGCCAGAUCAUCAACAACUAUUUCUCCGUAGGAGUGGAUGCUUCUAUUGCUCAUCGUUUUCAUUCCAUGAGAGAGAAAUACCCUCAGAGGUUCAACAGCAGAAUGAAAAACAAGCUUUGGUAUUUGGAGUUUGCCACAUCUGAGACUAUCAACUCCUCUUUCAAGAAGCUUGCAGACUGUCUCACAAUUGAGUGCAGCGGGACGCGUUUGGACCUGAGCAGCGUCUCUCUGGCAGGCAUUGCUGUCAUCAAUAUACCCAGCAUGUACGGCGGCACCAACCUGUGGGGCGAGUCCAAGAAGCCUGAUGGUCCACCAGAUGUGACGCACCACGAUGUCAUCACCGAUCCAGACAUUCUUAAAACAACACCACAAGACAUGACGGAUAAGCGUCUGGAGGUGGUAGGUCUGGAAGGGGUGAUAGAAAUGGGUCAGAUCUACACUGGACUGAAGAGCGCUGGGCACAGACUGGCACAGGCUUCCCAAAUUACAAUCAGGACAUUCAAAUCCUUGCCAAUGCAAAUUGAUGGUGAGCCUUGGAUGCAGCCUCCUUGUACAAUCAACAUCACCCACAAGAAUCAAGCUCGCAUGUUAAUGUGUCCUCCAGCAAAGUCAUGCAGCUUCUUUCACAAGUAGAACCGCCUUUUUCCACCGAGAGACUCCCAAUAACAAUAUAUUGAAAUAGAAUGGAAAGACAUGGCUCUGUGUUUUGAUUGGAUGGUUGAAUUAAACAGCAUUAUCUGUCUGGUGUACUGCAACUGCUGCCAGUAAGGAAUGAAUGCUGUUGUUGUGUGACAGUUUAAAUGAAUGCCACCGUUUUUUUAUGGAUUAGAAAAAAAAGGAAAUCACAUUUUAGCACAAUGUUGGAUGCUGGCCUAAUACCUUUUCAUGCACUUACUGCAUCGUAUAUCAUCAUGUGUUUAUUUCAGUGUUUAAAUGUUAAUAGGUGUGAGGACAAACAUUUAAAAAGACAUUAAUCGAAUGUGUGUGCAUUUUUGAAUGGGCCUGUCGGCAUAACUUGGACACCAUGUUCCUGCAUCCUAUUCAUACGUGUAGUGUAAUGCUAGCUAUCCUAUUGAUGUAACAUGUAGAUGAAAUAUGUAAUGAAUGUACAGUAGUGGAUCUUGAUGUCUGACAAUGCAUUGCUGUUGCAUUAUUUGUGGUUGCUGGUUUUAUUUUGAUAUUAAAUGUUGGGAACUGCACCCAUUUCAAUGCACUUGUGCCAAAUUCAAAGCCUUAUUAUAUCCCAGAGAUUAUAUCACAGUAUGUACGAGUA
This is a messenger RNA of Dunckerocampus dactyliophorus (ringed pipefish), 3145 nucleotides long. RefSeq names its product diacylglycerol kinase, alpha b (gene dgkab). NCBI's taxonomy places the organism in Eukaryota, Metazoa, Chordata, Actinopteri, Syngnathiformes, Syngnathidae. Gene Ontology annotation, molecular function: calcium ion binding; ATP-dependent diacylglycerol kinase activity. The record is from RefSeq and is a predicted model, not a curated record. Gene Ontology annotation, cellular component: plasma membrane. Gene Ontology annotation, biological process: intracellular signal transduction; diacylglycerol metabolic process; lipid phosphorylation. The transcript has 24 exons. Bases 346 to 2505 code for a protein of 719 amino acids.